AUGGCGAACCGUGGCACCGCCGCUCUUGUGAUCGCGUGCCUCCUUGCCGCGGCCAGCCUGGCGGACGCAGCAGUGCCGCCGCUGUCGCAGCUGUUCUGCAGAAAGGUGUACGGGGUGCAGGAGCAGGAGACGUGCUUCGUCGUGGCGCAGGCCGCCGGGCUGACCCUGACGCAGUUCCUCGGCUUCAACCCCAACAUCAACUGCCGGAACCUCUUCAUCGGCCAGUGGGUAUGUCUUGAUGCUAUUAUCGUUUCAUAG
Molecule: messenger RNA, 258 nt
Organism: Miscanthus lutarioriparius
Lineage: Eukaryota; Viridiplantae; Streptophyta; Magnoliopsida; Poales; Poaceae
Source: the annotation of a GenBank genome assembly